CACACCGAUGACACCAUCACUUCCGAAGUCGUUGACGGACGAACCGAUCAACCCAACCAACAUCCCCCGAGCCGGCCGAGCGCCCCCACGUCGUCCUCCCUCCCUUCUCCUCCCCACCACAUCGAUCGUCUUUUGGCCGAAACCCACGGCAAGCUCGGCGGAGCAAGGACCUCGAGCGCCGCCGUAGGCCCCGACAUGGCGCCGGCACCAUGGAGCUCCCCGUCGUUGCUCCUCCUCCUGCUGUUCGCCGCGGCGGCCGCGGCGGCGCCCAUGGAGCUCUACUUCUCGCAGGCGGAGCUGGCGCGCAUUGCCGGGUACGGCGAGGAGCCGGUCUCCACGGUGCUGGUGUCCGGGCAGGUCGCCUGCCAGCUCUGCCUCCGGCCAGGCUCUGACCUUCUCACCUUCGACCUCCCAGGUAGUAAGGUGGCAGUAACCUGCACAACCGAAGUUCCCAACACGAUGGCUAACUCUGCAUUUGCAACAGCAAAUGAGUACGGCAAUUUCACCAUAGAGCUCCCGUCCCGGCUUCACGCCACACCGAGCCUAGAGAAUGCAUGCUCAGUCAAGGUGCUGGAGCUUCCGCCGGACUCCGCGUGCCGCGUCACCGGCGGCCAUGGCUCCUCUCACGGCCUCCGGCUAUCUUCGUCGGACGGCGGCGUCCGCACCUACACAACAGGGGUCAUACGGCUGCAACACGACGGCACGCCGUCCGACAAGUGCGUGCGUGAAGAGGACACGAGUGAUUAGGAGAUGAACGACCAGUUCGGUCCUUGAAGUUGAAGGGAGUGUAAAGAUCAAGUGGAGGUGCUGCUUUCGCCUCUCGUAUAGCAUUGAUGAAACACAUACAUGUAACAUGUUGUAGAUUACAGGGUGUGUUUGAUAGUCAGUCUCACUCUGGUAUGGCUAUUCUCUCCUGAGACAUGCUGACUAGACCAGAGCAAGUUUGUGUAUAUACAGCUGUGAUGCUGUGUUUAAUUAAUAGCAUGUUCUCAUAUGUUGAGACAUACUAAGCGUUGG
This is a messenger RNA of Hordeum vulgare subsp. vulgare (domesticated barley), 1017 nucleotides long. RefSeq lists its product as uncharacterized. The record is from RefSeq and is a predicted model, not a curated record. The transcript is spliced from 2 exons. NCBI's taxonomy places the organism in Eukaryota, Viridiplantae, Streptophyta, Magnoliopsida, Poales, Poaceae. The coding region runs from base 196 to 747 and encodes 183 amino acids.